AUGUCUCAAGUUCAACUCUAUGUGUACGACUUGUCUGGUGGUCUGGCAAAAGCACUUUCGAUGCAGAUGACGGGCAAGCAGAUCGAUGGUAUAUGGCAUACGUCGGUUGUGGUCUUUGGAAAAGAGAUAUUUUAUGGACAGGGAAUUAGCAUCACGGCUCCAGGGCACUCACAUCAUGGGCAGCCCCUGCAAAUAGCCGAUUUCGGAGAAACCGCCAUAGAUGAAGACACUUUCAAUGAGUACUUGGAUGACAUUAGAGAACAUUAUACUGCUGACAAAUAUCACUUGCUAGAUUUUAAUUGCAACUCAUUCACCAAUGAUGUUAUUGGGUUUUUGACGGGGCAGCAUAUACCCUCCUGGAUUCGCGAUCUACCCGCUGAUUUCCUCUCCACUCCAUUCGGAGCCUCCAUGCGGCCUAUGAUUGACAACAUGUUCCGUCGUCCGACGCCAGGAACUACUCCUCCGCCUGGAACCCCGCAAACUGCUGCGCCUACAGGGGAUAUCUCUAAUUUGUUACUUCAAGCCGUUGCCCAACGAGCGGCUUCGUCUGCAGCGAACCAGCCCACAGUUAAUCCCGGAUCAUCCACCGUCGCCGCUCCGGUACACAUCGCCACCAAUCCGCCCUCUCUAGACUCACUUAUCAAGUCCCACAAAGCUUCGGUUGUUUUCUUUACCUCGUCGUCGUGCAGCCCUUGUCGGAUGAUUGAACCUGCGUUCGAAGAUCUGGCCAGAGAAAAGGCUGGGCCGGAUGUGGUAUUUGUAAAGGUCAGCAUGGAUAUCCCUGCUGCAUCCGAAGUAGCCGGUCGGUGGGGAGUACGAGUCACUCCAACUUUUAUCAUGUGUCUGGGCGGUGAAAGAAUUGAUGAGCUGAAAGGAGCUGACCGGGGAGAAUUAAAGACUCGUGUUGAUUUGUUGUUAUACCAGGCAUUUCCACCACACCCACACAUGUCACUCAAAUUACCUGCAUUGAAAGCCCUAUCUACUCAAGCUAUCGUAUAUGAACAGGUCCCUGAUCUGACCAAAUUGUUAUCGAAGAUACAUGCAACGACCAUUUCGCUUGGACUCGCAGAAUACCCGAGUAUUGCCGCAAUGGCUACUGCAGCUCGUGUACAAGGUGUCGAUUCUAUCAACGACCAGAUAGCUGAGCAAUUCUUCAAAGCAUCUGACGCGUUUAUUGCAGUCGCUCAGCCUCAAGACCUAUUCCCACUACUUGAUCUCUGGCGAGUUGCGCUCCUAAACCAGACGUUUGCGACCAAGUGCGCGCUCAAUGACUGUGCAAUGGCUAAUGUUAUAGCCAAAAUCUCUGAACACGUUGAAAAGCUUGGAGGAGCAACCCCUAAAGCUCUUGCAUUGACUAGUUUACGACUUCAAUCUAAUAUUUCAUCUAACCCGGCACUCCUCCGGCAAAUUAUGAACGAACCCAUGCAUAGGUCAAACUUUACGCAAGUGACAAUUUCUGGGUUACUCCACGAGGACACUGGGGUCCGGACAACUGCUUCAACUCUGGUGUUUAACCUCGCAACACAUUUACAAAGGUCGAGGAGGCAGAACCCGACGAGGCCGGACUCUGUCGAAGAUGGAGAAUGGGAGGUUGAAGUAAUCACCGCCAUACUGGAAGGCUUGUCCAGAGAGGCAGAUUCGGGAAUAGUCCAUCGGUUGGUGUCCGCUUUUGGUUUCUUCGUAAUGCUUUCACCAUCAUUCGUUGAACAAACGGGGCCGUUGUUGGAGGUGCUGGAAGCAAAGACAACACUGGGUGCGGUUGUGGCCGCCAGCACAUCGGCGGAAGUAUCCAAACUGGCACGCGAGUGUAUUUUGUUAUGCGAUGUAUUGGACAAGUCCGUGGAAUGA
Molecule: messenger RNA, 1848 nt
Organism: Rhizoctonia solani
Lineage: Eukaryota; Fungi; Basidiomycota; Agaricomycetes; Cantharellales; Ceratobasidiaceae
Product: ATP-dependent RNA helicase DHX8
Exons: 11
Coding region: 1-1848 (615 amino acids)
Biological process (GO): protein modification by small protein removal
Molecular function (GO): peptidase activity
Source: RefSeq, a predicted model, not a curated record